UAAGAUGUGGAGCUCUGCCCGGCCGAGGGGGGCUCCGUGGAGGCAGACGCAGCGUGAGCCCGGCAGGGGGGAGUAUGGGCAGGCCUGUGGCCACGUGGUGAAGGAUGAACAUUCGGGGGGCCCCGGAACUCGGGCAGCCCAGUGACCACCCCAGCAGCGGCGGCGAGCGGGAGCGGAUCCGGCAGCGCAUGAAGAUGGUCAUCGGGCAGCUCGAGGACAUCCUGCGGGAGCUCAAGGAGGUGGCCAAGGAGCUGAGGGAGGUGGUGAGCCAGAUCGACAGGCUAACCUCGGACUUCGACUUCGACCUGGAGCCGGACGACUGGACCACGGCCACGGUGAGCAGCACCUCGAGCAGCGACAAGGCGGGCACGGGCGGCCCCUUCGACCUGGGCCAGCUGGACUUCGUGACGGCGGACAUCCUCUCCGACAGCUGGGAGUUCUGCUCCUUCCUCGACGCCUCCACGCCCUCGGACUCUGUGGACGGCCCCGAGGCCCGGCCGGGCGCUGGCGCCGACUACCGGCUCAUGAACGGCGGCCUGCCCGUCCCCAACGGGCCGCGCGUGGACACCCCGGACUCCUCCAGCGAGGAGGCCUUUGGCACUGGCCCAGCCAAGGGCCAGCAGCCCCAGCGGACCCCGGGCACGCGGGAGAGGGUACGUUUCAGCGACAAAGUGCUCUACCACGCGCUGUGCUGCGAUGACGAGGAGGGAGACGGCGAGGAGGCGGCCGGUGUGGCAGAGGAGGAGGAGGGGGGCACGCCUCCCGAGCUCCCCCACGCCGAGGGCGCCCUCAAGCCGGCCCCAGCCCCCCACAAGCCCCGGCGCCCUCCCUCGACUGGUGGCCGCUCGGGCCCCGCGGCAGCCCCCGAUCACUACAGGAGGAACAGCACAAGGAACAGCAGCACCCAGACCGUGUCAGACAAGAGCACGCAGACGGCGCUGCCCUACACGGCUGCCCGGCAAAAAGCCAAGGGCAAGAACUAGGGGCGGGCGGGCAGGCACAUAGAGCUAUAUAUAUAUAUAUAAUAUAUAUAUUUAAAUAAUCGCAGUCAUAAUAAAAUUUUAAA
Messenger RNA from Lepus europaeus (European hare), 1066 nucleotides. It is a transcript of the gene INSYN1, whose product is annotated as inhibitory synaptic factor 1. The record is from RefSeq and is a predicted model, not a curated record. The coding region runs from base 105 to 983 and encodes 292 amino acids. Gene Ontology annotation, biological process: inhibitory postsynaptic potential. The transcript is spliced from 2 exons. Gene Ontology annotation, cellular component: postsynaptic density. NCBI's taxonomy places the organism in Eukaryota, Metazoa, Chordata, Mammalia, Lagomorpha, Leporidae.